Colletotrichum chrysophilum is the source of this 1557-nucleotide messenger RNA. RefSeq lists its product as uncharacterized. The coding region runs from base 1 to 1557 and encodes 518 amino acids. Gene Ontology annotation, biological process: DNA recombinase assembly; double-strand break repair via single-strand annealing; mitotic recombination. Gene Ontology annotation, cellular component: nucleus. NCBI's taxonomy places the organism in Eukaryota, Fungi, Ascomycota, Sordariomycetes, Glomerellales, Glomerellaceae. The record is from RefSeq and is a predicted model, not a curated record. The transcript has 3 exons.
AUGCCCGCCCCGGGCGACCAGCACAGCACCUGGGAGAAUCCCUUCGAGGAGCCCCAGAAGCGCAUGAGCGAGUACACGGCCCAGGAGAUCGCCACCCUCCAGAGCCGCCUCGAGAAGCAGCUCGGCCCCGAGUACAUCUCCGCGCGCGCCGGCCCCUCGGGCCAGAAGGUGCACUACAUCGCCGCCGAGAAGUGCAUCGCGCUCGCCAACGAGGUGUUCGGCUUCAACGGCUGGUCCUCGUCCAUCCAGAACAUCCAGGUCGACUUCGUCGACGAGCACCCGCAGACCAUGAAGAUCAGCCUCGGCCUGUCCGUCAUCAUGCGCGUCACGCUGCGCGACGGCACGUACCACGAGGACAUUGGCUACGGGCACAUUGAGAACUGCAAGGGAAAGGCGGCGGCGUUCGAGAAGGCCAAGAAGGAGGGCACGACGGACGCGCUGAAGAGGGCGCUGAGGAACUUUGGCAACGUGCUGGGCAACUGCAUAUACGACAAGGACUACCUGUCCAAGGUGACCAAGAUGAAGGUCGCGCCGACAAAGUUCAACGAGGGCGAGCUACACAGGCACUCGGACUUUGCAGCCAAGAAGGAGGAGAAGGCUGCCUUGCCGCCGCCGCCGCCGGUCGUUAAGCAGGAGACGACGGCGGAUUCGCUCGAGGAUCUUUUGGAAGACUUUGAUGAGGCAGACUUCGCGGUUGUUGAGGGCGAGCAUCCAGACGAAGUAGUUCUCCCACCAGCAGUAAACAACACAGCAAACAGCAGAGCUGCGAGCGUCGCGCCAGCACCACCCGUACCUCAGCACAUGCAGACAUCCAACAACAGACCUCUGGGCAGGAGCACAUCAGCAGGAAACCUAGGCCGAGCUCCCCAGACACCAAACCAAGCACACUCACGUCCCCAACCGCAAGCAGCCUACGGAAACCGCCCUCAACCACCUAACCAACCACGCGCACCCACGAAUCCUACCGCCCCGUCAGCUCCAGCAGCCCCGCCGGCGAAUGGCAACAUGACGACCCCAGGCGGCGGCGGCGGCGGUGCCAACCCCGCCGAGCCAAUAGCCUUCUUCUCCGCACGUGCCGUACAGCAAAUCCCCGAUUCUGCUCUGCAGGGGAACAACACUGACGCUCCUCUCAUGAUGCCAGCCGGGCAACAAGCCUUCAAUCCCAAGGCAGAGAGCCCAUCCAUACGCAAAACCCCCGGCAUAGACCACAACUCCUCGAAGCCCCUUUCACGCAACGGCACGCACGUUCCGCCCACCUCAACACAGCAAGCAGAGACGCCAGCAAAGGGAUCCGGAUUCACGCCUGUUAGGCCCGCUGGUGCCGGCCCGGCGCCGAAUCCGCAGUUCAGUCAGGCCCGACGUAUCGGUGCCCCCGGUGGCGCGGGUAGUCCCCUCGCCAAUCGUGGCUCAUACAGGCCGCCGACGAUGAAGAGGCCGCUUCAGCAGGAUGGUGGGGCCGGACGCCCUGCUCUGGCGGACGUGUCGAAUAAUGGCGGUGUUAGCACGGCGUCUGGUGGCGGGCCUGGGCUUGAUCCCAAGCGCCAGAAGAUGUCAUAG